Pelodiscus sinensis (Chinese soft-shelled turtle) is the source of this 4406-nucleotide messenger RNA. The record is from RefSeq and is a predicted model, not a curated record. Lineage: Eukaryota; Metazoa; Chordata; Testudines; Trionychidae.
GCGGGCCCGCCACGACUGCCUGCUGCUGGAGGCCGGCACCGUGGCCACCCUCACUCCUGAAGAAAAGGAGGCAAUUAAAGGGCAAUAUGAAAAACUCAUGGAUGCCUAUGGCUGCUUGGGAGAACUCCGUCUAAAAUGUGGUAACACUCGGCUGCAUUUUCUGGUCCUGGUGACAGGCUGUACAUCAGUGGGAAAAAUCCUGGAUGCUGAAGUUUACAAAAUCACCGCAACAGAUUUCUGUCCUCUCCAGGAAGAAACCAAGGAAGAGGAUCGUGUUAAUGCCCUUAAGAAAAUUCUGAAUUCUGGGAUGUUCUAUUUCUCCUGGCCAAAUGCAGGCUCAAAUUUUGACCUGACAGUGCGGGCCCAGAAGCAGGGUGAUAACAGUUAUGAAUCUGGUAACUCCUUCUUCUGGAAUCAAUUGCUGCACGUGCCCUUUAAACAUAACCAGGUGAACUGCUCCGACUGGCUGCUAAAAGUGAUCUGUGGCACAGUGGACAUCCGCACUGUCUACGCAUCUCACAAGAAGGCGAAAGUCUGCCUCAUUUCCCGGAUCAGCUGUGAACGAGCUGGGGCCAGGUUUCACAUACGAGGGGUCAGUGAUGAUGGACACGUGUCCAAUUUUGUUGAGACCGAGCAGACGAUUUAUUUGGAUGAUGACGUCUCUUCCUUUGUUCAGAUCAGAGGCUCCGUUCCACUGUUUUGGGAGCAACCAGGGCUUCAGGUUGGUUCCCAUCAUCUGAGACUUAACCGAGGCCUGGAAGCUAAUGCCCCUGCUUUUGACAAGCAUAUGAUGCUUCUGAAGGAGCAAUAUGGAAGACAAGUGAUCGUUAACCUGUUGGGAAGCAGAGGAGGAGAAGAGGUGCUCAACAGAGCUUUCAAGAAAUUGCUGUGGGCCUCUUCACAUGCUGCAGACACGCCCAUGAUUAAUUUUGACUACCAUCAGUUUGCAAAAGGUGGGAAAAUAGAGAAGCUGGAGAAUUUGUUGAGACCUCAGCUAAAGUUACACUGGGAUGAAUUUGGCAUCUUCACAAAGGGCAAGAAUAUACCUGCACGUCUACAAACAGGUACCUUGCGAAUGAAUUGCCUGGACUGUCUGGAUCGUACGAAUAGCGUACAAUCCUUCAUUGCACUUGAGGUUUUGCACACUCAGUUAGAAAGCCUAGGGUUGAACUCCAAGUCUAUAGUUGAUCGCUUUGUGGAGUCCUACAAGGCAAUGUGGACUCUCAAUGGUCACAAUCUGAGCAGAGCAUUUACAGGCAGUCGUGCCCUGGAGGGGAAAGCCAAGGUGGGGAAGCUCAAGGAUGGAGCCCGCUCUGUGUCACGCACCAUUCAGUCAAAUUUCUUUGACAACGUGAAGCAAGAAGCUAUCAAGUUAUUGCUUAUGGGUGAUUUCUUCAGUGAGGAAUAUGCAGACAAAGGAAAGAUGCUUAUGGACAACACUGCUCUGCUAGUGACUCCGAGUAUUUUGAAGGCCAUGUCAGAGCGUCAGUUUGAAUUCACGCAUUUCAAGCGGAUUCGUGUUGCCAUGGGGACCUGGAAUGUGAAUGGAGGCAAACAAUUUAGAAGCAACAUCCUUGGUACCAGUGAGUUAACAGACUGGCUGCUGGAUUCUCCCAAGCUGUCUGGGGUUUCUGAAUUUCAGGAUGAUGAGAGCUGUCCUCCUGACAUAUUUGCUGUGGGAUUUGAAGAGAUGGUGGAACUAAAUGCAGGGAAUAUUGUAAAUACCAGUACAACUAAUAGGAAGAUGUGGGGGGAACAGCUUCAGAAAGCAGUUUCCAGGACUCACCGGUACAUUCUGCUGACAUCAGCGCAGCUUGUUGGUGUUUGUCUCUUCAUCUUUGUACGACCGUAUCAUGUUCCCUUCAUCAGUCACUUGACAGCUGGGCAGUCUCAAGUGAAAGAGAGAAAUGAAGACUAUAAAGAGAUUACACAGAAACUCAGCUUCCCAAUGGGAAGAAAUGUGUUCUCGCAUGACUAUGUGUUCUGGUGUGGUGAUUUUAACUAUCGCAUUGAGCUGACAUAUGAAGACGUCUUUUAUUCUGUUAAACGACAAGAUUGGAAAAGACUCAUGGAAUUUGAUCAACUACAACUGCAGAAAUCCAGUGGAAAAAUUUUUAAAGAUUUUCAUGAAGGCACUAUUAAUUUUGGACCGACCUAUAAAUAUGACGUUGGCUCAGAGGCUUAUGAUACAAGCGAUAAGUGCAGAACCCCUGCGUGGACUGACCGAGUGCUUUGGUGGAGAAAGAAGUUUCCAUUUGAUAAAACAGCUGGAGAGAUCAAUCUCCUAGAUAGUGAUCUGAGUGCUGAAACUAAAGUCAAGCACACUUGGACUCCUGGUGCCCUGAUGUAUUAUGGAAGAGCAGAGCUGCAAGCAUCUGAUCACAGGCCCGUGCUAGCUAUUGUAGAAGUGGAAAUCCAGGAAGUCAACAUGGCUGCCCGUGAGAGUGUUUUCCAGGAAGUCUCAUCCUUCCAGGGCCCGUUGGAUGCCACUGUAAUGGUAAAUCUCCAGUCACCAACACUUGAAGAGAAAAAUGAAUUUCCCGAGGACUUGCGGACUGAGCUGAUGCAAAUAUUUGAGAAUUAUGGCAUCGUUGUUCUUGUCAGGAUCAAUCGAGGUCAGAUGAUGGUAACUUUUGCAGACAGCAGGUCAGCGCUCAGUGUUCUGGAUAUGGAUGGUAUUAAGGUCAAAGGCAGAGCAGUGAAUAUCCGGCCUAAGACUAAGGAUUGGCUGAAGGGCUUUCAGGAGGAAAUCGCUCGAAAACGGGAGAGCAUCGCACCCAUGUCACCCACAGCAAACUCCUGUCUGUUGGAGGAAAACUUUGAUUUUUCAAGUUUGGACUAUGAAUCAGAAGGUGAUAUACUAGAUGAUGAAGAUGAUUAUUUGGAUGACAUGCUGCCUCAGCACCCAAUAACAGAGAUGACAGAAGGCUUAUCUGAGAGUCCUGAAUAUUUUACUGUAGCACCCACUGUAACUUCAAGCAAAUCUCCAGUGCUUAGUGGAGGAAAGCCACGUCCAUAUAAAGAUGAUUCUGACCUAGCUGAAUUAAAGCAGGAUCUGGAAGGAGGUGGGGAGCUUCGCCACCGUUCUCCAAGCAGAUCUCUGUCUGUUCCUGGCAGGCCUCGCCUGCCUCAGCCACCCCAGAGACCUCCCCCUCCAGCUGGAGUGUGUGUCAAAAAAUCCCCUUCCGAUGGUUCCAUCUCCUCAGGAGGCCACUCUCUGUGCUCCAUCCUGCAGACGGCAAAGCUUCUCCCAGGGGCGCCUCAGCAACCACCUAAAGCCCGGACUGGAAUAAGUAAGCCUUAUAAUGUCAAGCAGAUCAAAACCACCACACCUCAGGAAGCGGAGGAAGCUAUUAGAUGCCUGAUGGAAGCAAAAGGAGGAACACAAGAGGAUGCUCUAAAGCCUGCUCCGAUAAGAACCCAAACAUUCACCCCACCUAACGCCUUUCCCAGCGUCUCCAAGUCAGCAUCAUUUCCGGGGAUACAACCAGGACCUAUGCUCGUGCCCCAUCGCCCUCCACCCAAAGUUCCGACUGUAAAGAAACCAGUGGCUUUGCAAAGAACUGGAGUCAAACCCGAAAAUCCUGUAUGUCCAGAAGAGCAGCUUGACCAGCAGCCUGCCCGCUUUCACAUUGGAUUGUCUGAGUCCUGCCUUGAAGCCAAAGGCAUCACCAGUCCCACUAGAAUCACCCCUGUGCCUAAGCCCAGAACAAUGCCGCCUGGCAAAGCUCCUGAGAGAAGAAACAGCAGCGACAGGCAGCCUCCCAGCCCAGGCAUUUCGGAGGCAAGUGUGCCACCUCUGCAGAACUCCUCCUUUGCCCCAAAGGUUCCGCCCCGAAGGAAGAAGUCUGCUCCUGCUGCUCUUCACCAGCAGGUGCUUCAGAGCAGUAACAGUGUGCUUCUCAGGGGCUUAACAUUCAAUUCCAACAACAACAAUUGUCCUUCAGAGCACAGUCCUACAGCACAGGAACUUGACAUCCUCCCUCUUUCUCCCAGAGAUUCUGAGCUUUCAGCUUGCACAUCCACUGCCAGCCCAGACGGCAGUGGUACUAAGCACUUGACAGCGACUGUUCUGGAGUUUAUCACUGACUUUCAAGGCCCUCCUACCCCAGACAUCCAGCAGCCACCGCAGUUUGACACCAAUUCACUAACAGAGAGUGUCAAUCUCUUAGACCUGGACACAGAUGUUUCCUUUCCACUUGCCACACCAGCAACAACUAGCCCCACACACACUCCGAGAGAUUUGAAACUCCCCAGUCACUGGGUUACAUUUAGUGACGAUGAAGACAAUGGUACCUCAUCAGAGGGAGUCAGCAAACUGCUUGUCUUAGAGCAAAACAAAAAUACCUUGAUGGACACAAAUGCUAAUUUAGAGUUGGGAGAUUUUUUCCCUUGAUUUUUUUUUU